Molecule: messenger RNA, 1191 nt
Organism: Diachasmimorpha longicaudata
Lineage: Eukaryota; Metazoa; Arthropoda; Insecta; Hymenoptera; Braconidae
Product: mitochondrial import inner membrane translocase subunit Tim21
Exons: 4
Coding region: 164-838 (224 amino acids)
Biological process (GO): protein import into mitochondrial matrix
Cellular component (GO): TIM23 mitochondrial import inner membrane translocase complex
Source: RefSeq, a predicted model, not a curated record
UAUCGGAGAAAUACCUUCUUCAAAGUCUCUAUUCUAUGAAUAUCGGUCAGGAACACCGAUUUCGGGGAAAAUAAUUUCCUCCCGAAAUGUUUACAUUCACAUCAUGAUUGUUUAGUUCUAUUUAACAAUAUUUUUUAUUGAGGUACGUGAUCUCCGGCAAACGAUGGCGACAAUUAGGGCGGUCAAUCAUAUUCUCCGGCGAAGGCCCUUUGCUCUACCUGGUGUACUAACAUCAUCGUCAUCGUGUUACUUCGGCACCGGUGGCAUACGUCAAUCAUCAAGUCAAAAAUCGGUAUCGAAGGUCGAUGAGAGUAAUGCGGGUGGGCAGUUGCCCACGACUUUCGCGGAAGUAGUUAAGGAAAAUACCAAGUCCGCUUGGUACGUGAGUGUGAUAAUUGCUGGGGUCGGGGUGACCGCUGUGAUGUUCUAUGCGAUUUUCCGGGAACUGUUCUCGGGGAAGAGCCCCAAUAGUGUGUAUUCAAAGGCCCUGGACAGGAUUAUGAGGGAUCCCAAGGUUCUGGAUGCUCUGGGGGAGCCGAUCAAGGCUUUUGGAGAGGAGAACCGACGGGGGAGACGUCGACACGUCAGUCAUACUGUCUACAUGCACAAUGACAAGCAAUAUAUGAGGAUGCAGUUUUACGUUCAGGGCCUGCGAAAACGGGGAACCGUACAUUUGGAAGUGCGAGAGGACGACUCAGGGAACUUCGUCUACCGUUAUCUAUUCCUCCAGCUAGAAGACAUGCUGCGCAGUGUCAUUAUCGUGGAGGACAAUCGAGCAGCAGAACUGCAGACAAAUAAGAUCGAGGAUGUAGCACCCUUCGCCUUCCCCCUGAAUUAACAAUUAAUCGGUGCCUCAUAGGUUUAUGAUCUUUACAUCUAGUCUGAAUUGUAUAAAAUUCCCAUCAGACAGAACUUAUUACUCUCGAGAAAUAAAUUUUUUCACAUUAAAACCUCGUACGUCCCACGUACGGAACUUUUUCACGCUGAGUUGUCCCUGAUUUUUCGUUAGGACAUAAUGAUUAUAUAUUAUGUAUAAUACAACAUAUUAUUUCAUUUUCUUUAUGUGAGAAUAUUUUAAAAUUAAAUUUAUUAAAUUUCCUUUUAAUAAUUUUAAUUUUAACUCCUAUUGAAUCAUUAUCGGAUGAAAAAAUAAAUCAUUAACUCGAAUAAAAUACUAUAUAAUGUAUAUAA